UGUGGCUGCACUGCCAGCUGAGCUGAGGGGACAGCAGCCCUGUUUGUGUGCCCACAGUCCUGACACUGCAGUGCCAGGGUUCCCCUCAUCCUGUGCAGCUCUGGCUGGGCUGUCUGCAGAGUGGGCAGGGAAGCAGAUGGCACGGCAGGCUGGCUGUGUCCCAGGUCUUGAUGACACUGCCUGCCAUUAACAAGGGUGUUGCCAAUGCUGGUAGGUCCCCUUGUCUGUGGUACCUGUCACCAUGGUGGAGCUCAGCGGCAAAGUCACCAGGACACUCAACAAGACCACGCCGGGCAUCCAGAUAUGGCGAAUCGAGAACAUGGAGAUGGUGCCAGUGCCCACCAAAAGCUACGGCAACUUCUAUGAGGGGGAUUGCUACGUCCUGCUGUCGACACGCAAGUCUGGGAGCGGCUUCACCUAUGACAUCCACUACUGGCUGGGCAAGGAGUCGAGCCAGGAUGAGCAGGGGGCAGCUGCCAUCUACACCACCCAGAUGGAUGAUCACCUGGGCUCAGUGGCUGUGCAACACCGCGAGGUCCAGGGACAUGAGAGCGAGACCUUCCGUGCCUACUUCAAGCAGGGACUCAUCUAUAAGAAGGGUGGAGUGGCCUCGGGCCUGAAGCACGUGGAGACAAACACCUACAACAUCCAGCGCCUGCUGCAUGUGAAGGGCAAGAAGAAUGUGGCAGCGGGAGAGGUGGAGAUGAGCUGGAAAAGCUUCAACCGGGGCGAUGUCUUCCUGCUGGACCUGGGCCAGCUCAUUAUCCAGUGGAAUGGCCCUGAGAGCAACCGAAAUGAGAGGCUGAGGGCAAUGACCCUGGCCAAGGACAUCCGGGACCGGGAACGUGGGGGCCGUGCCCAGGUGGGCAUUGUAGAGGGUGAGAACGAGGAUGCCUCGCCAGAGCUCAUGAAGGUCCUCACACAUGUGCUGGGUGAGAAGAGGGAUAUUCAGCCAGCCAUCCCUGAUGAUAAAGUGGACCAGAUCGUCAAGUCCUCCCUCAAGCUCUACCACGUCUCCAAUGAGAGUGGGAACCUGGUCAUUCAGGAGGUGGCGUUUCGACCCCUAACUCAAGACAUGCUCCUGCAUGAGGACUGUUACAUCCUUGAUCAAGGAGGUCUCAAGAUCUUUGUGUGGAAGGGCAAGAACGCCAACAAGGAGGAAAAGCAGGAAGCAAUGACCACGGCGCUGGGCUUCAUCAAAGCCAAGAACUACCCAGCCAGCACCAGCGUGGAGACAGAGAAUGAUGGGUCUGAGUCAACCAUCUUUAGGCAGCUCUUCCAAAAAUGGACUGUUCCUAACCAGACCAGUGCGUUGGGCAAGACCUACACUGUGGGCAAAGUGGCCAAGGUGGAGCAGGUCAAGUUUGAUGCCACCACACUGCACGCCAAGCCCCAGAUGGCCGCCCAGCAGAAAAUGGUGGAUGAUGGAUCUGGGGAGGUGGAGGUCUGGCGUGUGGAGAACAACGAGCUGGUGCCCGUAGAGAAGAAGUGGCUGGGCCAUUUCUAUGGGGGGGACUGCUAUGUGGUGCUCUACACCUAUUCUGUGGGGCCCAAGGUGAACCGCAUCAUCUACCUCUGGCAGGGCCGCCACGCCACCCCAGAUGAGCUGGCUGCCUCUGCCUACCUGACUGUUGCCCUGGACCAGAAGUACAACAAUGAGCCCGUGCAGAUCCGUGUCACCAUGGGCAAGGAGCCAGCCCACCUGAUGGCCAUCUUCAAGGGCAGGAUGGUGGUAUAUGCGGGUGGCACCUCGCGGGCAGGCAGCACGGAGCCCACACCCUCCACCCGCCUCUUCCACGUGCAUGGCACCAAUGAGUACAACACCAAGGCCUUUGAGGUGCCCGUCCGUGCCUCCUCCCUCAACUCCAAUGAUGUCUUUGUGCUCAAAACCCCCAGCACCUGUUACCUCUGGUAUGGGAAGGGCUGCAGCGGGGAUGAACGUGAGAUGGGCAAGACUGUGGCCGAUAUAAUCUCCAAGACAGAGAAGCCAGUGAUUGCAGAGGGACAGGAGCCCCCUGAGUUCUGGCUGGCCCUAGGGGGCAAGUCCCAGUAUGCCAGCAGCAAGAGGCUGCAGGAGGAGAAUCCCUCUGUGUCCCCCCGACUCUUUGAGUGCUCCAACAAGACAGGCACCUUCUUGGCCACGGAGAUCAUAGACUUCACCCAGGAUGACCUGGAGGAGAGUGACGUUUACCUGCUAGACGCCUGGGACCAGGUUUUCUUCUGGAUUGGAAAUGGAGCCAAUGAGUCAGAGAAGGAGGCAGCAGCGGUGAUGGCACAGGAAUACCUGCGGACCCACCCCAGUGGGCGCGACCCCGAAACCCCCAUCAUUGUGGUGAAGCAGGGCUAUGAGCCCCCCACCUUCACUGGCUGGUUCCAUGCCUGGGACCCUCUCAACUGGGCUGACAAGAAAUCCUAUGAGACGAUGAAAGCUGAGCUGGGCGAUGAGAGCAGGCUCGGGCAGCUCACCUCAGUGCUCACAUCCAGGCAAGAGGUCUUCACUGCCUCCACCACCCUUGUCCCCUCCAAACUGGAGACCUUCCCCUUGGAUGUGCUGGUGAACACCUCAGCUGAGGACCUGCCACGGGGUGUAGACCCCAGCAGGAAGGAGGCCCAUCUCUCUGACGAGGACUUCCAGGCUGUUUUCGGCAUGAAUCGCUCUGCCUUCGGCAGCCUUCCCUUGUGGAAACAACAGAAGCUCAAGAAGGACAAAGGGCUCUUCUAGGGCAGGAGCCUGGGCCCAGGGACAACUCCUGCUCCUUAUUUUUUAUUAAAUAAAAUUAAUU
Lepidothrix coronata (blue-crowned manakin) is the source of this 2783-nucleotide messenger RNA. RefSeq names its product villin 1 (gene VIL1). Gene Ontology annotation, cellular component: cytoplasm; lamellipodium; actin cytoskeleton. The record is from RefSeq and is a predicted model, not a curated record. NCBI's taxonomy places the organism in Eukaryota, Metazoa, Chordata, Aves, Passeriformes, Pipridae. Gene Ontology annotation, biological process: barbed-end actin filament capping; actin filament severing; regulation of lamellipodium morphogenesis. Gene Ontology annotation, molecular function: actin filament binding; phosphatidylinositol-4,5-bisphosphate binding. The transcript is spliced from 19 exons. The coding region runs from base 242 to 2722 and encodes 826 amino acids.